AUGUGUGUGUAUAAGAAGCGCGCACUACGUAUCUUGAGGGCAAACACCCCCAAACACAUCCAAAAACAGCAUUGUUUCUCGGCGCCUCGCGACUGCAUUGGUUCCCCCGCUGGGCUUCAGGUGGACUUCGGUGGAAGCGUUUGGAAUCUCCCGUUGAUCCUGGAUUUCCGGAGCGGCUUGUGGGACGUCCUGUUCUCGUCCAUUUUGCUGAUCGUCAACAUCGGCAUGCAGGCCAUGUUCUCCACGAUCUUGUUCUCAGAGCACUUUGCUGGCGCUGGUGUGGAUGUCGAGGAAGAGCUGGAGCAUGCACGGCUUUGGCGCACGAGCAUCGCCCAUGAUUGGAGGUACAUGGACCUGUCCGAGACCAGCUUAGCCAGCCGCGUGUGCAAGAGUGACGCCGCGCUGAUCCUGUCGACGCCCCAGGCGGAGCUCGUGGACCACAUCAACAGCUUUCUAGGACUCCAGACCGGGGAGUUCAAGCCGGGCUUCCUUCAACCUGGCAUCCUCCUGUGUAUGCUUUGCAUCCUCCACUGGGGCCUUUGUGUGUACAAGGAGUUCCGCAGCAUUUGGUCUACAUUGGAAGCAGUGGCCACCAUCCCCCGGUCCUCACGAACCACAAAAAGCGAGCACUACAUCCAUUCAUUGUCCCUCGCUCGUUUUAUCGUUUUUUUCCUCACCUGCGUGGUGCGCGCGGCCAUCGCAAGCAUCUUGCUGAUGGCCGGAAUCAACUGGCUUGCUCGAACCUCAUCCAUUGAGGAGCUCAUGCUGAACGCUGUAGCCCUCAACGGGAUCAUGGACGUAGAUGAGCUGCUCUUUGCGGCUUUUACACCACUGUCCAUCCAGCACCAACUACAACGCCUGCGGCCCGUGAAGAUGAAGUACACCAGUGGACGCAGUCAGAGAGAAUCGGUGGUUUUAUUCUUCCUGUUACUGGCCACCGUGCUGAUUCCCUAUUUCGUACUCUUGCAGCCCUUGGGCGAUGGGAUGCUCGAGAUCAAGAAGGAGAUGUGUGGUGGGAACUUGACCUUCGUGGUGGGCUACAACCCCGACGUCCAGGAGGUGGUGGGCUAUGUGACCCAAGCGGCACGCAGUACCGAGGAGCAGUCCUUGAGUGAACUUGCGGUGAAUCAGCACAAGUUCCUGAAUCAGCAGGACCAGUUUCAGGGCAAGACAUGUGUUACAGUGUUACAGCUGGGCAUUUUCGCACAAUUACACUCCGAACUAACAUGGUUACGUGGAUGGCCCCGAAAUGGAAGACCAUGA
Messenger RNA from Durusdinium trenchii, 1263 nucleotides. Lineage: Eukaryota; Dinophyceae; Suessiales; Symbiodiniaceae. The record is from the annotation of a GenBank genome assembly.